This is a messenger RNA of Musa acuminata AAA Group (dessert banana), 1089 nucleotides long. Its product is annotated as transcription factor bHLH147-like. Lineage: Eukaryota; Viridiplantae; Streptophyta; Magnoliopsida; Zingiberales; Musaceae. The coding region runs from base 324 to 860 and encodes 178 amino acids. Gene Ontology annotation, biological process: regulation of DNA-templated transcription. Gene Ontology annotation, molecular function: protein dimerization activity. The record is from RefSeq and is a predicted model, not a curated record. The transcript has a single exon.
CUCUCUCUCUCUCGACAUAUCUCUUUCCACAACUCUUCCUGUCCUUGACGCAUUCUCUCUCUAGAGAGCUCUCUUCCUCCCCCUCCUCUUCUCUCUCUUUCUAUGUAUCUCUCUCUUCCUACACCUCACCUGUCCUUUGACACAUUCUCUCUCUUAGAUAGAUCUCUCUGCCUCCUCUUCUCUCUCUUUCUAUUCAUCUCUCUCUUCCUACACCUCUCCUCUUCCUUUCCUUGACACAUUGAUUCUCUAUCUCUUACACUGUACCUCUCACACACACUCUCUCUCUCUUCCCUUCCUCUCCUUGACACACAGCUACUCUCUCUAUGUUCACAAUGAUUCCUUCCUCAGCUUCAUCUUCCUCGGGUUCUCGGAAGAAGAUGAUGAAGCGUGGCCCAAAAGCCCAACCGGGGACCAAGUGGCGGACCGCGGCGCAGGAGCGGGUAUACGGCCGACGCCUCCUCGAGGCCCUCCGCGCCACUGCCGAACUCGGGCCGCGCGCCGUCAAGGAGGCCGCGGACUCCGCCCUCGCGUUCACCGCCCGCGGCCGGUCCCGGUGGAGCCGCGCCAUCCUCCUCAGCCCCCGCCGCAGGGCGCGCCUCCUCCUCAGGACCGGCAGCAAGAUCCGCCGCGGCCGCAGGCGGGCGAGGGCCGCGGAAGCGGGGGAGAGGGUGAGGGGCCGGCUGCGGGUGCUUCGGCGACUGGUGCCUGGGUGCCGGACGCUGUCGGCUGGGAGCCUUCUGGAGGAAGCGGCCGACUACGUGGCGGCGCUGGAGAUGCAAGUGAAGGCGAUGAGGGCGCUCGCGGAUGCGCUCUCCCCGGCGCCAGCGGCGGCGGAGCCUGGAAGCCGAGGAGGUGUUUGAUGGGGUCUCCUUUCUUGUGUGAUACGAUGGAACGACAAUAAUUAACGUAUAGGAUUGAUGUGAAGACGAUUGGUGGGAAUGUGGUGUAACGCUUGUAGAAUCUCGAUGCUCGUAGACGCAAAUCUUGAUGCAACACCGGCUUUGAUGAUUUGCUAUGCUGCGAUCGAAUCACGGGCUUAAACCGAUUUGGUUAUAUUUGAUAGCAUAACAAUUACGUUGAUACUUAUUA